This is a messenger RNA of Nerophis lumbriciformis (worm pipefish), 5238 nucleotides long. It is a transcript of the gene plppr2b, whose product is annotated as phospholipid phosphatase related 2b. Lineage: Eukaryota; Metazoa; Chordata; Actinopteri; Syngnathiformes; Syngnathidae. Gene Ontology annotation, cellular component: plasma membrane. The record is from RefSeq and is a predicted model, not a curated record. Gene Ontology annotation, biological process: signal transduction; phospholipid metabolic process; phospholipid dephosphorylation. Gene Ontology annotation, molecular function: phosphatidate phosphatase activity.
UCUUUCCCUCCACAUCCUCUCCCUUUCACCAGCAGCGACACACAGCAUCCUCUUUCUUCCAGAGCCCGUGGAUCCUUUGACUUGACUAAUUAGCCUUGAAGAUCAUCAUCUUCACGGUAGCAACAUAGCAGCGGACUGCAGACAGAUCAUUAGGUGCAGGGUGUCUGGUACCAGCCUGUUUUCUCUUCACUCUCCGCCUCUUGGACUUUUUAGUGAUCCAGCCGCAGAAGUAAGAGGAGGUUCUGUCCGUGAAGAAAUCCCGAGACCAAAAUCACAGCAUGGGCUGCCGGAGCAAAUCCUAGUGGAGGCGAGGACCUGACGGAGGCUCUGCAGGUGACUGCUUGAAACAAACGGGGGUUAAAGAUGAUUGACACACGGCUGGUGGCCCAAAGGCGAGAGAUGAAACUUCUGGAGGACAGCGGCCAGCAGAAGACCAGCACCUACAUUGUGCCCUGCUUUCUCCUCGUCGAGUUGGUCAUCAUGGCAGGGACUGUUUUGCUGGCGUACUACUUUGAGUACACGGACACCUUCCCCGUGCACAUCCAGGGCUUCUUCUGCUUCGACAAAGCCUACUCCAAGCCGUACCUGGGACCGGAGGACUACAGCAAGGCGCCGCCUGUCCUCGUCUACUCCCUCGUUACCGCCAUCCCCACUGUGACGAUUCUGAUUGGAGAAGUGACCGGUUUCUUUGUCAAGUCCGAGGCGGCUCAGGAGAAGACCAUCGUGACCGCAGACUGCUGCUAUUUCAACCCUCUUCUUCGGAGGAUCGUGCGCUUUCUGGGCGUCUACUCCUUCGGCCUCUUCACGACCACCAUCUUCGCCAACGCGGGUCAAGUGGUGACAGGAAACCAGACGCCUCAUUUCCUGACGACCUGCAAGCCCAACUACACGGCUCUGGGGUGCCAGUCCUCGCUGCAGUACAUCACCGAGCACCGCGCCUGCACAGGGAACCCUUACUUGGUGGCGUCCGCCCGGAAAUCCUUCCCGUCCAAGGACGCGGCGCUCAGCUUUUACUCGGCCGUCUACACCGUGAUGUACGUGACCCUGGUGUUCCGCACCAAAGGCACCCGUCUCACCAAGCCGACGCUGUGCCUGGUGCUGCUGUCUCUGGCUGUGCUCGUGGGGGUGGUGAGGGUGACGGAGCACAGGAACCACUGGAGUGACGUCCUGGCUGGGUUUGUCACCGGAGGCGCCAUCGCCGCCUUCCUGGUUUCCUGUGUGAUCAACAACUUCCGGCCGGCCCAAACGGCGGGGCCGAGCCCUCCCGCGCCUGCGGCUCCGCAUCCUUCGGAGACCCCGGCCGGUAUUCCUCUGCUCAGUCUGCCUCGUGUUGAGAGUCCACUCGAAAAACUCCAGGGAUACCGUAUUCUGAGAUCACAUGACCAUCAGCCAAUCCCGCGCCCCACCCCUGUGCACCAUCCCCUCCGGCGGUGCCUCACCAGCUCGGUGUAGAUCUGCCCGGCGACAGCGGCGGCACCGCCCCGCCUUGCCCCGCCCACCGGGGGGUGCGGCUUUCUCUCCGUCGGGUGAAGUCCACCCAGGUGUGAAGGUCCCACGGACUGUACUUUUUUGCGAGACGGCCACACCUUGUCUUGUAGAGACGAGCGGAUGAAAGGCUGAAUAGAAGCCGGCGCUGUUGAAGCAAUACAUGGCCGCCUCCUCCCUGGUCCCCACAAAGACUCGUUGGCCAGCGGAUCUCACUCAGGACUGUUCACUGUGGGGAAGGAGGAUUCAAUGUCACCAAAACGCUGCUUCAAGACAGCACUUUUUUUUAGUCCAGGGGUGUCCAAACUUUUUCCACCGACAAAAACUCCACUAUCCUUAAUGAAUCAUUUCAUCUUGAUUAAUUAAACACGCUAAAAUCCGCCAAUUGUUGGUCAAUAUAUGCUAAGCUGUGAAAUAAAUGUAAAGAAAAAUACAAUUUGUACUACUAUUGUUUUUAUUUCGUCAACUAAAUUGCCUUUUUAACCCGCUGGAAAACGUACCAAAUCCUUGCGAGCGCGCGUGUCCCAGCAACCCGCGGUCGCCAUGACGGGACGCACGAAAAUCAUCGAAGACCAUAUACUGUAGAGACGCACAGGAAGUCGGCCAUUUGGGGUUCGCAGGUGCCCUUUUUUGGGGGGAAUUUGGGCCGUCUGCGGUUUUUCUUUGUUUUGUGUGUAACGUUCAAAUGGUAUUUAUUAAGCUAGGAUUUAGCAUUUUUUUCACAUACUUUUGUGUUUACUUUCACCAUCCAAAAAAAUCACCCAAAAACCUAAAAUCCGCGUAAGGAAUAUUUAGAUAUGUAUAUUUUUUUUCAACUGUAAAAGUGUCUAAAAAGUGUAGGGAUGGGUACCUUUCACAUUUGAACGGUUAAUCGUACUUAACUAGAGAUGUCCCAUAAUAUCGGACUGCCGAUAUUAUCGGCCGAUAAAUGCUUUAAAAUGUAAUAUCGGAAAUUAUCGGUAUCGAUUUCAAAAAGUAAAAUGUAUGACAUUUUAAAACGCCGCUGUGCACACGGACGUAGGGAGAAGUACAGAGCGCCAAUAAACCUUAAAGGCACUGCCUUUGCGUGCCGGCCCAAUCACAUAAUAUCUAAGGCUUCUCACACACACAAGUGAAUGCAAAGCAUACUUGCUCAACGGCCAUACAGGUCAUACUGAGGGUGGCCAUAUAAACAACUUUAACACUGUUACAAAUAUGCGCCACACUGUGAACCCACACCAAACAAGGAUGACAAACACAUUUCGGGAGAACAUCCGCACCGUAACACAACAUAAACACAACAGAACAAAUACCCAGAACCCCUUGCAGCACUAACUCUUCCGGGACGCUACAAUAUACACCCACCGCUACCCUCUACCCCGCCCACUUCAACCUCCCCAUGCUCUCUCAGGGAGAGCAUGUCCCAAAUUCCAAGCUGCUGUUUUGAGGCAUGUUAAAAAAAAUAAUGCACUUUGUGACUUCUAUAAUAAAUAUGGCAGUGCCAUGUUGGCAUUUUUUUUUACAUAACUUGAGUUGAUUUAUUUUGGAAAAACUUGUUACAUUGUUUAAUGCAUCCAGCGGGGCAUCACAACAAAAUUAGGCAUAAUAAUGUGUUAAUUCCACGACUGUAUAUAUCGGCAUCGGUUGAUAUCGGAAUCGGUAUUUAAGAGUUGGACAAUAUCGGAUAUCGGCAAAAAAAAACAUUAUCGGACAUCUCUAUACUUAACGGUACUUUUUUUGUGUGUUCAUGUGGUAAAAUAAAAGCUAACUUUUUAAAAUAAUAAAAAAUUUUUUUUUAUUUAAAAUUAACCACUGAGCACAGCUGUUAUAUCUUAGAGGGUUUUCCUAGUUGUGUUGCCAUGGUCAGUAAGUAGUCUUUGCCAUUAGAUUUGAAUGUGCCAGUCUUGUCUUUUGUUGAGCCCUACAAAGUGUUUAUACUGUAAAUAUCGUAUUUAUUACAUGUGCCUUGGUUGUAGUUUCACUUUACAAAUUUGGAGGCGUUGAACUGGCCAUGUAAAAUCGCUAAUGCUAAUCAGUAGCAUGCAUACGGCAUUUUCAAUGUAAAUUACUUACUUUUGGGCACUUUCUAUCAAGCAGGCAUUGAAAAAUUGCAACAUUAGCUAGAGGCUGUCCGCUACAAAUGACGCCACAUGCAAUAAAAGGUCACCGAUGGACUUUACGUAAAUCGGUAGUACCGAUGGAAUUCAGUACCCAUCCCUAAACAAGUUUAAUAAUCCCUUUUAACUUAUGAUGCAAAUAUAUAUGGAAUAUAACAACUCAUGAACACAUUUAGCAAACAUUAGUCAAUGUAGUGAAAUACUGAUUAUAUGCAGUACUAACUUCCUGUACCAUGUUAUGUACACAACACAUGGUUUUUUUGUAGUGUUUUACUUUUGUGUAUGUAGAAAUAGCGCCUCUUAAGUGGCAGCUGGUUGCACCAGCUCUGUGCUCUUUUAAUGUAUUUUAUGUUAUUUUGACUUUUCCCUCUAGUUUUCAUGUUUUGUGCACUUCUUGUAUCGGCCACAAAAAUGUCCUCAUUGUGGGACCAAUCAAGUCGAUCUUACCCUAAAUAAAGUGUUCCAUUCCAAGAAUACUGUUUUACAGUCACGCCUGAGUAGGAAUUUCAAAGCCAUGAUGUGUGUAUUUGUGUUAGUUGGUCACUUGAUGGCAGUGUUGGCUUAUCUUCCCGCCCUUUUCCCUCUGCAACUAAACGGCUGCUCUUGCUUUUUUGUUUGUUUGUUUUGUUUUGUUUAAUAUCGUCAAUAAGAAAGCGGUGUCAUGUUUUAUGUUACAAUUUGCAUCAUAAAUCCGAUUUCGCCGAACCAAUUUUCGCCGUUUAAAGACUCGUCUGCAGUUUGAAGUCGGCAUUUGGCGUCUGCGUCAACAUCGUGCUACACUACGGUUACAAGGUUCUUUGUACAAUAUGUUCUGGGCCCCAAAAAAAAAAAAAAAAAGAAGCAAAUUGCACUUUGGACACCCCUGCUUUCGCCGAAAUGUGAUUUUUUUUUUUUUUUUUUUUUUUUUUUUUUUUUUUUUUUUUUAAGGAAAGCACUCAUGAAGUUUGUUUUGGGAGUGGCUUAAUAUUGUCUGGGACAACGCCACCAAUACUAAAGUUCACGCACGUGUUUACUGACGACACAUGUUCCUUCUUUUCCAGCGAAAUCAAAAGCGGCAUCUCGGACCAACAUGUGUAAGUUUUGUACAGUAGACUAAGGGUUUCUUUCCACACUAUAUGAUCAUUAUUACUGUCUUUAUGUUUAGUGUGAGAUGGAAAUGUUCAAGGGGCCCGGGCCUCGAUCUCACAUGAUGUUUGUACUCUUGUGUAUUUAAACUGCAAUAGUUUGGUAUUCUGGGGGAGCUGAAGACCAUGGUCACUGCUUCUUGACAGCUGUUCCUUGAGCAGGAUAGGACCCCUUACCCAGUUUCGGACUAAGGGAAAGAGUGUAUUGAGGUUUUGUACUGUGUGUGUGUGCGCGUGUGUGUGUGUGUGUGUGUGUGUGUGUGUGUGUUAAUAAGCACAUUGAACGAUAGCACAGCUGUUAUUGAUCCGUUUUCUUAAGGUAUAUAUUUAUUGAGGGACAAUUGCCAAGACCCUGAGCCCUUCCCUCAAUAAAAAUGAUAUCAGAGGAUGCUCAUUGUACCUCAGAAAUGACCUACGUUAUUUUAUUUUUUUUAAUAAAAAGGACACCACUAAGUCCCCAAUAAGUUAUUGUUAAUUGUAUCAUUUUUUUGUAUUUAUUUACCUAAAUAAAUUGCAGUUACCAUACAACGGUG